Suillus subalutaceus is the source of this 1086-nucleotide messenger RNA. RefSeq lists its product as uncharacterized. The transcript is spliced from 5 exons. NCBI's taxonomy places the organism in Eukaryota, Fungi, Basidiomycota, Agaricomycetes, Boletales, Suillaceae. The record is from RefSeq and is a predicted model, not a curated record. Bases 1 to 1086 code for a protein of 361 amino acids.
AUGUCUUCAGUGUUGAUCAACCAUUACUACCCUUUCCAUGACGAAGGCGAAUGGGAAUUAGGGAAGUUCUUAGUUGAAAACCUCACUCAAAUGCAAAUUACUAAGUUUUUGAAGCUGAGAUGGUUUGACAAUCACGCAAGAUCAUCUUUCACCACAAAAGAUAGACUCUUGGACUGGAUGGACUCGCUUCCUUGUUUUACAAAGUGGAAAGUCUCCAAAAUGGAGUUUUCAGGUUACAAGACAGUCCAUCCCAUCGAACUCAUUUGGCGCGAUGCAUUGGAGGUAGUCAAACAACUAUUUAGUGAUCCCAUCUUUGCGAACCAUAUGACCUUCAUCCCGCACCGUGUCGAUGCCCGAGAUCAAUGUGAAUAUGGAGAUUACAUGAGCGCUGAUAUGGCCUGGAAAAUCCAGGUUCGUUCAUCAUAUUCAUGUGUUCCUCACCGAGUCACAGAAAGACUUGCAAUUUUCUGGGACCACCUCCCUGUUGGCGCAACCCAAGUUCCAAUCAUCCUGGGAUCCAAUAAAACUGCUGUCACGCGACUUACUGGGGGACUCAAGAUGCACCUGAUUUUCCUCACCAUCGGUAAUAUUGAUUUGGAGGUUCGCUCCAAAGCGACAUUACGAGCUUGGUGCUGCGUUGCCUACAUGCCGAUCACAAAGUUCCGUGUGCAUCCGGAUUAUCAGAGUAUUCUCCAAGCAUGGCUAUGGCAUAAAUGUAUGGACCUCAUUUUUGCUAACCUCAAGGCUGUGGCAGCAGAGGGAUGUUUCAUGCCCGACCCUUUUAGAUAUAUUCAUUAUGUUUUCAUGCCACUCAUUGCUCAUGCACUUUCGGAUUUUCAUUCUUUCAAGGAUGCUAUCAUUGCAGUGGAAGCAAGGAAGGGGAAGAAUGGCGUCAAAGAAGAUUUCUUAUCCCAAAACUUGACACACUGUAAGGAACUUUUCCCCCGGACGGCUCGGCAAAGCAAGGACUUUACCGAGCAAGCGCCACUGGUCAAUGCCAUACAUGCUGAAGAUGAAGAGGUCGAAAUCACUAAUCCUGCCCUCUCCUGGGUUUCCCGCAUACUUAUAUGGUCAAAACUGAAAUAG